Messenger RNA from Wallemia mellicola CBS 633.66, 759 nucleotides. RefSeq lists its product as hypothetical. The annotation marks the transcript as partial. The record is from RefSeq and is a predicted model, not a curated record. Lineage: Eukaryota; Fungi; Basidiomycota; Wallemiomycetes; Wallemiales; Wallemiaceae. Gene Ontology annotation, cellular component: COP9 signalosome; cytosol. The transcript has a single exon.
UCUAAUGAUGAAUAUACAUCCUCUGCUAAUCAAUUAGUUAAAUUAAACUUCGAUUUACUCAAUCAUAAUGAUUUAUUAAACAUUUAUAUAAAAAUACUUAGAUUAUACUUGGAAGAUGAUGAUUACAUUACCUCAGAAAUUUAUUUGAAUAGGUCUGCUUCUUUAUUACAUCAAACCACUGAUAAAUCUAUCAUUUUGGCCUAUAAGUUAUCACAAGCUAGGAUUUUAGAUUUCAAACGUGAAUUCGAAAGGUCUUCACUGACAUUUCAGGAGCUAUCAUUUGAUAAAGAUCUAGAUAUUAAUGAGAGGCUAAACUCUCUUGAUUCUGCUAUCAUUACAGCAAUUUUGGCACCUGCAGGUCCACAAAGAUCUAGAAUUUUAAAUACACUCUAUAGAGAUGAAAGAUCAAAGUCUUUAGAAACUUUUAGCAUACUUGAAAAAGUCUUCUUUGAUAGAAUUCUAUUCAAGAACGAUAUAACAUCUUUUGAACAGAAUCUGAGUUCACAUCAGUUGGCAAAAAUAAAUGAACCUCCUUUAGACGAUCAGGGUAGAAGACAAGGCCCUUCAAAUGUUCUCGAAAGAGCUAUGAUUGAACAUAAUAUUCUUGCAGCGUCAAAGAUUUACUCAAAUAUAACAAUUGAUGGUUUAGCUAACUUGCUUGAUUUAAGUCCAUCAGCGGCAGAAUCGUUUACAUCUAAAAUGAUACUUCAAUCUAGAUUAGACGCUUACAUUGAUCAAGUUUUAAAUGCUAUCAUUUUC